This is a messenger RNA of Didymodactylos carnosus, 1644 nucleotides long. The record is from the annotation of a GenBank genome assembly. Lineage: Eukaryota; Metazoa; Rotifera; Eurotatoria; Philodinida; Philodinidae.
AUGGCCGCCGAUAAUCCUCGCAUACCAUUAAUCAACUUGAAUGCAACUGGUGGGAAUUUAAAAUAUACCGAACUAAGGCAUCAAUCACCAUCAGUAGCAAAGACGGAUGCACAUAAACCAUCAGCAACACCACCAGCGACCACCAUCAAUAUACCAACGAAGAUAAUAGUUCACAAUGAGAAAGUAAUAUCAACCCCGAGUACAUCAGUGAACGAUUACGAUCUUCGCCGUUUACCCACUCAACAACGUCGAUUCGUUAAAAAAGCAAUGAUGGCAAAUGUUGGAUAUCGACUAGCAAAACGAAAAGAUCUUCAUAUUAAACGACGUCUGAUAUGUGAUAUUAUGUGUGCCAUUGGUCUAUUAGGAAUAUUUUUAAUGAUAAUUGAAAGUGAACUCACAUUUAAUCGACUCGAUCAUAAAGAUACAACCGUCAGUCUUCUAAUAAAAGCUACAAUUACAUUUACGUCAAUAAUUUUAUUUGGUCUUGUCUUCUAUUAUCAUCGCUUAGAUGUCAAUUUAUACUGUGUGGAUAACUCUAUUGAUGAUUGGAGAAUCGCAUUGACACGUUCAAGAUUAUUAUUAAUUAUUUUAGAAGCACUUGUCUGCGCUAUUCAUCCGAUACCCGGUCACUUCCUUGUUGAAUGGAGUUCUCAAUAUGUUCGUGGUUAUACAAAUCCCAACUUAAAUCCGUAUCAAUCAUCACUGCUUAGUCCAAUAGUGAGUAACUUUUCAUUAACAACAAUAGUGAAUGAAAACUCUAAUAAUGAUAAUUCGGCAACAUCAUCUGUCUCCUAUGUGCCAAUUGAUGUAAUGCUGUCGUUGCCAAUGUUUUUAAGGUUAUAUUUAUUGUGUCGUUUAAUUAUGUUGCGUAGUCAUCUUGUUCGAGAUGCAUCAUCACAAUCAUUGGGCUAUUUAAAUCGAGUGUCAUUUAAUUUUCGAUUUGUUAUUAAAGCGUACAUUACAAAAUCACCAGCUUUCUCAUUAAUGUCAUUUUGUAUCACGUCCUUCUUCAUUGCCAGUUGGUCACUGAGAGCAUGUGAUUACAAUAUUAAAACAGGUCACAUGCGAAUGUUGGAUGCAAUGUGGCUUUUUAUUGUCUCAUUUGCAACAAUUGGUUAUGGUGAUAUUGUACCAUCAACGUACUGUGGACGAGGCAUUGCCGCAAUAUCCGGUUUAAUUGGUGUUUUUUCAACAGCAUUACUGGUAGCUGUUAUUUCACAAAAAUUGGAAUUAACACGUUCAGAAAAAUAUGUUCAUAAUUUUGUAACAGAUAUUGAUUUGGCUAAAAGACAUCGACAUGAAGCGGCGAAUGUUGUAAAAUAUGGCUGGAAGGUUUGGUUUCUGAAACGAAAAGGAAAACAUAUGUUUAUUGAUUAUAUUAAAGCGCAACGAAAAUUAUUAACAUCUAUACAUCGUAUUCGAAAAAUAAAACAUGAACAACGGAAACUAGGUGAUAAUUGUAUAACACUAUUAGAAGUAUAUAAUUCACAAAAACUUUCAAAUGUUACUACUGACGAUGUAUCACAAAAAGUGAUUAGUAUGGAACGUAAAGUAGAUCGUAUUGAAGACAAACUGAUAACAAUGAAUAUAAACUUACAAUCAAUGCAAGAUACAAUGAAUAUUAUAAUAGAUAAAUUGAACUAA